Messenger RNA from Neomonachus schauinslandi (Hawaiian monk seal), 2899 nucleotides. RefSeq names its product cytidine/uridine monophosphate kinase 2 (gene CMPK2). The record is from RefSeq and is a predicted model, not a curated record. Lineage: Eukaryota; Metazoa; Chordata; Mammalia; Carnivora; Phocidae. Gene Ontology annotation, molecular function: dTMP kinase activity. The transcript is spliced from 5 exons. Gene Ontology annotation, biological process: dTDP biosynthetic process; dUDP biosynthetic process; dTTP biosynthetic process. Gene Ontology annotation, cellular component: cytoplasm; mitochondrion. The coding region runs from base 1 to 1341 and encodes 446 amino acids.
AUGGCCUCCGCCCUCCGCCCGCGCUCCCCACUGCUGCUCGGGCGCCUCCCGGGGCCGCGACGCGGGGCCUGCGCUCCGGCCAUGGCACCGCCGCGCCGCUUCGCGCUGGAGCUGCCGGGCUGCACGCUGGCUCACUUCGCCGUCGGCGCCGACGCCCCCGGCGCGCUCCCCGACCCCCGCGCGGCCGCGCUCCUGGGCCCGCCCGGCCGCAGCUACUCGCUGUGCGUGCCGCUGGCGCCGGGCGGGGACUGCGCGGCCCGGGUGCGGGCGGCGCGCCUGCACCAGCGCCUGCUGCACCAGCUGCGCCGCGACCCCCUCCAGCGGUGCGAGCUGAGCCCGCUGCUGUGCUACGGCCCCGGCGGCGGGGCGGGCGGCGUGCAGCACGGCUUCCUGCUCCACGACCCCAGCGACAGCCCCGACACCCGGCGCGCGUUGUUCUCCCUGCUCGGCGAGUCCCCGGAGGGCCCGCGUCUGGGCGAGUUCGUGGGCGACGCGCGCCGUCAGGUGUGGCAGCACCUGUGGGAGCUGCGGGACGGCGCGGGGUGGCGGCAGGUGGGCCCCCGCGAGCGCGUCGUGUCCGCCCCGGAGCCCGCCCUGCACCCGGUGGUGCCCGACCUGCCCAGCUCUGGGGUCUUCCCGCACCGGGAGGCCGCCCGCGCCGUUCUGGAGGCGUGUAUACCCUUCAUUCCUGAAGCCCAGGCAGUGCUUGACCUGGUUGACCAGUGCCCGGAGCAGGCCCAGAGAGGAAAGUUCCCGGUCAUUGCCAUCGAAGGACUGGAUGCCACAGGCAAAACCACUGUGACCCGGUCAGUUUCGGACUCACUCAAGGCUGUGCUCUUAAAGUCGCCCCCCGCUUGCAUCAGCCAGUGGAGGAAAAUCUUUGAUGAUGAACCAACUAUCAUUAGAAGAGCUUUUUACUCUUUGGGCAAUUAUAUUGUGGCUUCUGAAAUAGCUAAAGAAUCUACCAAAUCUCCUGUGAUUGUAGACAGGUACUGGCACAGCACGGCCACCUACGCCAUAGCCACCGAGGUGACCGGGGGGCUCCAGCACCUGCCCCCGGCCCAUCAUCCUAUAUACCAGUGGCCUAGGGACCUGCUUAAGCCCGACCUGGUCCUGCUGCUCACAGUGAGUCCCGAGGAGCGGAUGCGUCGGAUUGAGCGCCGGGGCAUGGAGAGGACCAGAGAGGAAGCUGAACUGGAAGCCAACAGCAUAUUCCGUCAAAAGGUAGAAGUGUCCUAUCAGCGGAUGGAGAACCCUUGUUGCCAUGUAGUUGAUGCCAGCCCCUCAAGAGAAAAAGUCCUCCAGAUGGUCUUAAGUGUAAUCCAGAAUAAUUGUAAUUAAUUGUAAUUACUGCAAAAUGUAAUUAUACAUUUUGCUAGAUUUGAUGUUGUUUGAUGCAUCUAGGCCCACGACUGGUUACCUGGUUUCCCCAGAUUACUGUUGCAUAAACAUAGUAUGUCCUAGAAAACUGGAGACCAGACAUUUCGAUUUUACUUAACCAUUGUCCUCCCUUUUGACCAAUGGACCCAUCCAAGUUGAGACUGUCAUGUUCCAGCCAGAGAUCAGUGGUUGCUUUCUUCAAGUAUAACAAAUGUUUUCUUGGUAUGUAUUUUUAACUACGUCCCUACCAAAUCCCUCCAAGUUUUUCUCAUCCAGAAAGCAUGAGGUAUACAGAAGUAACCAGGAAGAUCUCCCAAAUCAAUGGAAGCUCCUCAGCCUCUCCCAUGCCUACACCUGGGCCACUGAUGAGAUCUCCAUGUGGUAGACUUGCCUUCUUCCCAAAAUGGCUGCACUUUGCUGGGGACUUGGCCCUGAUCCUAGGGCCAAGUACUCUUGAAGAAAGGGUCCACGUGUCCUGGCUGUCUGAGGAUACUCCCACAGAGCCAUCUUUGGGUAGAGGACACUUACCCAGAAGACCUAGACUGUGCCCUACCACCUCUGAGAUGGUCCUCGUGGUUAGCACUUCAGAGUCAAAUACAGAGACUGCCAACCCCAGGUGCUCGAAAUACAAAUACACCAACCUUCUUUGAAUUAUGUUCUGCUUAUUUAUAUUUCUUUCUUUUCCCCUGACAACACGGUUUUGGAUAUAAUGAGUGUUUUGGACUGAGCUAGAUGCAUUAAACUUAGCCAAUCGAGCAAUAUAUUUAUAUUGAUAUUUACAUCAUGUUUCUCCUCAGUGUGGGGCUCUGCUUUACUAAUUAAAAUUGGAGCCAAGAAGCUAAAUGCAAUGCUUGUUGUGUAUUUUCAUUACACAGAUUUAAUUUAUCUUACUAAAUAAGCACAGUGGAUCCUGGAAUGGGAUUUCUUAGGAAAUUAUCUUGCACUUAAAUGUCUUAUGCUUACACAUGAAAUCAGCUUUGAGAUCUGUUUGCCUAGGGGGAAAAAAAAAGCUGAGGAAAGAGGAAAUCUAAUAACUAUGUGGCUUUGGGUAAGUCACUAAACAUCAAUAGUUCAUGUAACUUGAUCUAAAAAGUGAUAAUAAUUCUUUAUUUGUCCUAAGGAGUUUGCUGAACCAGGUGAUUACCUAAAAUUCCUUCCAGUUCUAAGCUGGGUGAAGUUUGUAAAUUAGACAUCCCCCCCAAAUAAUUACAUAUAAGGCCUUAUCAGGUUUAUCAUAUAGAAUCUUAAAUUAUAAUAGGUUAGUAUUAAUAACUGCAUCGUACUGUUUUUCAAAGGAAUUAUAGGUAAUUUUUACAUAAUGUAUUUACAUGUAUAAAUAUGUACUUGGUUUCAGUUGAAAAUAUUUUUAAAGCCAAUAAAUAGCAUUAGGUUUCUGAAAGAUGUGAUAUCUAAUCAUGUUAUUGGUGUUAUUUAAACAGUUUGAAAAGCUUAUGUCGGCAGUCUAGAAAAGCAAACAUUUUAUGCUUUCUCUCUGUACCUUGCAAAUGAAUAAAGUUGC